UAGUUUGUGGGGUCUACUCCCUUUGGAAACAUCAAAGCAAACUUGUAUUCAGUAAAGCAAGGGGGACAGAAUAAGGGCGAUGGCACUUGGGUGUCAAAAGCGAAGACCGCUUUAGCAAAACACAUUAUUGCUAAGAAUGAAAAGAGAUGGUGUGAAGUAGAGAAAGGAUAAGGAGCAGAGGAGGAGGAGAGAGAGGCAGGCUAGGUCAGCUAUGAUUGAAGUAGGGAGUGAAUUAGUGAAAGGAAAGAAAGUGGAGCUAGUAGGGUAGCAGGGCAGGAAAAGAAAGAAGAUAUCAAAUGAGAUACAGAAGCAGCCUAAGCGAACUGAUAUUGGAAAGUGUCUACAGCACAGAAUAGCUUCCAGGAGGAUUCAAGGACAAACCUUCUCUUCAGGGAGACAAGGCCUCAGCGUUCUGGUGAAGUCCGAAUCAUGGACCCAUACCUUGUCCCAGGAUCCCUUUAGCUGCCAGUCCUGCCAUGGAGAAGCUACUGCCUUUGCCAGCAGGGGAUGACGAGCCCGUUGUGCCUUGUGAGGGGCGUCCUCAUAAAGACUGCUGUGAACGGGUUGUGAUCAAUGUUUCAGGCCUACGUUUUGAGACUCAAGUGAAGACCUUGCGCCAGUUCCCUAACACACUUUUGGGUGACCCGCGGCGACGGCAGCACUACUAUGACCCCCUGCGCAAUGAGUACUUCUUUGACCGCAACCGGCCCUGCUUUGACUCGAUCUUGUAUUAUUACCAGUCUGGAGGGCGGCUCCGGCGGCCAGCCAAUAUUCCCAUUGAUGUUUUCCUGGAGGAACUCAAGUUUUAUCAACUGGGGGAUGAUGCUCUCACCAAGUUCCGUGAUGAUGAAGGCUUCAUUAAGGAAGAAGAGCAGCCCAUGCCAGACAGGGCAUUCCUCAAGCAAGUAUGGCUGCUUUUUGAACAUCCAGAAACUUCCCAGGCAGCCCGUAUCAUUGCCAUCAUCUCUGUGAUGGUCAUCCUUAUCUCCAUUGUGAUCUUCUGCCUGGAGACCUUGCCUGAAUUUCGGGAUGACAGAGACAUAUCAUUGCCAUCUGUUCAUCACCGUUUGAACAACAGCGGCCCUUAUACUGUACCAACAAAGUCUCAUGGGGAUCCCUUCUUCAUCGUAGAGACUAUCUGCAUCUGCUGGUUCUCCUUUGAGCUCCUUGUGCGGUUCAUAGCCUGUCCAAGCAAGCCAGCCUUUUUCAAGAACAUAAUGAACAUGAUUGAUUUUGUGGCAAUAAUCCCUUACUUUGUAGCCCUUGGCACUGAGUUUGCACAGCAGCGUGGUGUAAGCCAGCCUGCCAUGUCUUUGGCAAUCCUCAGGGUCAUCCGUCUGGUGAGGGUCUUCCGAAUCUUCAAGCUUUCCAGGCACUCCAAGGGCUUGCAGAUCUUGGGCCAGACACUCAAGGCCAGCAUGAGGGAGCUCGGUUUGCUCAUCUUCUUCCUCUUCAUUGGAGUCAUCCUCUUCUCAAGCGCUGUCUACUUUGCUGAAGCUGACCAUGAUGACACAAACUUCACCAGCAUCCCUGCAGCCUUCUGGUGGGCUGUGGUCACCAUGACAACUGUGGGUUAUGGUGACAUGUACCCAGAGACCAUGGGUGGCAAAAUUGUCGGUUCUCUGUGUGCCAUUGCUGGAGUACUCACCAUCUCCUUGCCAGUGCCUGUCAUUGUCUCCAACUUCAGCUACUUCUAUCACCGUGAGACAGAGUGUGAAGAACAAGGCCAAUACAUCCAUAUCACGACUUGUCCAUACACCCCACCACCAUCCCCGGCUGCCAUCCGGGAAAGGGCUCACCUCAAGGAGAAACAUGAACACAAGGACACGCUUUCUGUGCCUAAUUCGGAAUUGCUUGAUGGCAUGGUGCCCAUGGGCAACUCAGAAGUGCCCAACAAACGCCUUGUGACCCAAGUGUGACUACCAGAUCCAUUCAUCCAAACAACCAUCCCUUCACACCUUGACCCAACCUUCCCUGCACCUCAGCAUCUUUAAUUGGAAGGCAAUGCUGCAGCAUAAUAAGUCAAUUAGCUAUAAAGACUGCUCUCUAGUUGAGCUUAAAAAGCCAGAGACAAUAAUAGGUUCAAGAGAGAACUUUUAACACCAAUUUUGGAAAGAGGACUGGAGAGAGACAGCCACAUCCCUAAAUUUGGGAUGGGGGCAAGUCAUGGUAGGUUGUCACUAAAGCAGACACAUAGCGAGAGAGAGAGAGAGAGAGAGAGAGAGAGAGAGAGAGAGAGAGAGAAGGAGUCAUGUGGACUACAUUGCAAGGGGACAGUUCCACAAACAUGCAUGUGCAUACCCACGCACCCUAUUGCUCUGUUCCUUCUUUGGUUGAUUUAGGGUUCAGCCAAUCCAGAAAAAGGACCUCCUCUCUGCUUCUUUUAUUCCCUGCUCUGGUCAGUGACCCAUCUUCCUCCAAUGACUCAAAAGAUCCCUCGGCAUGAAGAUGCCUUCAUGAAGUCACAGCGAUGUGUUCUUAGGUUACAUCUCCUGGAGCGCACUAUGGAACAUACCCAGAGCAAUCAGGCCCCAAAUAGAAAGAGUGGGGAUAAAUAAGGGAACGUAACCAGCCAACCACUUUGGAAUCAGGGUAUCACAGGGAACACAGUCACCAUACUCAGGGCGCACUGUAAAUACAUCUCCAAAAUGAGGCAAGCUGCUUCAAAAGAACUAUCCACCUCUUUGUCUCCCAGGUCAUGCUUGCUGCAGGUCAUGAAAACAAGCAACAGGACUCCAUUUUGUUAGGAAUUUCACAGGACAUGUGUUAAUUCUGCAGGCUGCAAUGAAGCUUAUGUAACAUACUUUUUAAGUUUUGCUUUUUGACAGACUAUUUCUCAGACUUAAUACAAAAGUCCUCCCCAAGCAAUAAAUAUGAAUAAUGUUACCAUCUCCUCUCUCCCAGGAGGCCCCCCUCACAAACUCAGGUCAACCUUUCAGUCCCUAUCUACCAUUAGGCACGGUGAGGCAGCCUAGAUCAUGUUACUGAUCUGAGGAUACAAUUUAGGGCUGGCCCUACCAUUAAGUAGGGUGAGGCAGCCUGGAUCAUGUUACAGAUCGGAGAAUGCAAUUCAUGAAUGUCCCUACCAUUAGGCAGGGUAGGACAACCUGGAUCAUAUUACAGAUCUGAGGAUACAAUUCAGGGCUGGCCUUACCAUAGAUGGAGUGAGGCAACUGCCUCAGACUACUCGUUUGGGGUAUCAUGACAGGGCAAGCAAAUUGUUAUUUAAUUUAUUUUUUUUUAUAUUUACUGCCUCAGGUGCCACAAUAACUUGAAAGGCCUCAGGUACUAUGCACCGUAAUGAGUGGUGGAGCACCAUUAGUUGCUCCACCUCAGGCAUCAACACAUUUUGGGCCUACCAUGGAUCCAGCAGUGGCUAAUCCAUUAUUUAUUUCAUUUUUAUUGUUUACCACCAUGUAGAGGAAGAGAGAUAAAGUACCAUCUGGGUUUUUAGUAGCACUAAAAAGUCUUGAGCUAUUUUGGCACAACCUAGCAGGAUCUCCCUGUAACACAACCCAAGUCAACACAGUUCUCCACAGUCCAGUACAACUCUUCUUCAUUGUAACCGCCUUCUGUUUUGAUGUAACUAUUUCAAAACACCCCGAAACAGCACGGCUCCCUGUCUACACAGUCCAAGGAGCUACAGAAGUACUUCAUUCCAAGCUGAUUUCAUCCUUGUGCCAAUCCAGAGCCUGGAAACAUACUUCAUCGCCAAGAAGACAGGAUCUCUGCUCUAAAAAAAGACACAUUGCUUUUGAAGCCAUCCCCUGGAACAGAGCAGAUAUCUUUGUGCAGGAGAGGAAAGUUAAGUCUUAACUCUGCAAAUAUCCAUCGAUCCAGAAAAAAAGAUGGGAAACCAGGGAAGAGAAAAAUCUCCCUAAUCCCUUCUCUCCCAGCUACAUUACUUGUCUUAAUAUGAAUUUUUCUUUUAUUGGUCUUAAGUGCUGGGUAGAGUGAGGGAAAUGUUUACAUCCCAUCAGCAUUUUUCCCAAGCUAAUUUUUAAGCACUCUGUCGUCUAGAGACUGUGAAGAAAAAAUACCAUGCAAAUUAAGAAUAAAUCCAUAGUUGCUUCAGUUUCAUUCACCUGCAAAGCACAGAAUGUGCAGAAGUGAAUAAGAACUACUGAAAUAGCAACAUAGCCAUGGAUGUCUUUACAGAAAUGAACAGAACCUGAAAGAGUUAAAAUUAACACUAACUGCUAUUGUAGGUACAGGCAUAUUGAUGCUAUUGUUCCUGCUCAUUUUUAUCAGAAUGAAUUUUAACUACAAAUUGAUUGUGUAGAUUUCAUAUGGGUGUUCAUUACAUUGCAAACCAUAAAGCUGUAGGUGUUGCUUGUAGCUGGGUUUGCAGGAUAUAAGGUGAAGGACUAGCAGCGAGAUGCAAAAGUGGACAUGUUUUCUGGACCAUUAAUAAUUGUGUAAGAGGGACUUUCAAGAGAUUAAUUGAUUAAUAUAGUCUUUACAGGUAUCGGGAAUGGGUGUCUCUCCUAGUGUUGAUAGGCUACAGCCCCCAUCGUGCUUCACCAUUGGCUACACUAGUUAGAAUUGAUAGGAAUUGCAGUACAACAUUCUUUGGAGUGGUUCACAUUGUCCACAUCUGCUUUACUCUAUGAAUGUGUCAAUCCCCCUUUAAAACAAGGGUCUCCAUCACCACAUCUUGUCGUAGCAAACUCCUACAAAUAAACUAUGUACUGCAUGAAGAAAUGCUUCUCCCUAUUUAUCCCAAAUCUUCUCCCAGUCAAAUUCAUUGGAUAACUGCAAAAUCAAGUAUUACACGAAAGGGAGAGGAAAGUUCAUCUACUUUCUCUACAUUAGGGAUGAGGAAUACGUGAUGCUCCAUGUGUUAUUUAAUUCUCUCUAUAUCUGUAACAUUUUUAUCACACUCUACAGCCAAAAAUUGGUUCAUGGAGUGAUUUACAUAAACUAUCUUGUUGAACUAUAGUUCCCAUCUUCCAUUGCCACUGGUAAUGUUGUCAGAAGCUAAUGGGAGUUGGUGUCCAUCUGAAGGUCCGAAGGGCUCCUGCCACUAAGUGCAGCUCUUAGCCCAGAGAAAUUGAGUGCAGCAGAAAAACAAUUACUAUAAUGACUAGAAUUACCAUCUGCUAUUUGAUAACUCUUUGCCUUUAACAAAAAAGGAACGCCAUAGUUGCAUGAUUUGCAUAAAUGCAUUCAUACAGCUUUUAAAAGAAAAAAGGUACAAAGGUGGCAACAACCUGUAUUACCAUCCAUGGCCUUGUAUGCUAGCUGUAACUUAAGCAUUUUGAAUAGCAUGUAAUUUCUCUGCAUAAUUUUAGUAAUUGUAACAUAAUCUGUAUGCAAAAAACCCUGCACUGUAGUUAAUAACUAGAUUCACACUGGCUAAGUUUGCAGAUGGUAUUCCCCCAUAUAAUUACUAUUCAGUGAUUGCAGAUGCAUAGUUUAGAAGUAAAAGAAAGAUACAACAUAGUGCACAUUCAGAGAACUUGGAUUUAUAUGAAAGCUACUGCAAAGCUUAAUGCAUUGAGCAGUGCCCAUCUCUAUCCUCCAGACACAUGAUGUUUAUAUUUGGCAUCAUCAUGUGGAACGGCUCUGUUUUCCUGAACUGUACCAUUCAAAUUGCAAGUAGGCAACUGCAAUACUGAAAUCUUGCACAUAUUUUUUCUUGCAUAUAAUUUAUUUCUUUAUUUAUCACAUUGAUGUCCUGUCUUUUCUCCAAUGAACUCAGAGUGGAGUACAUGACAGUUAUCCAUGUUUUUUCCUUCAUAACAACCCUGUGAGGCAAGUCAAGCAGAAAGAGAGAUAGAGAGAGAGAAUGAAUGAGACAUUCACAUGAAGUCACCUAUCACAUUUCAUAGCUCAAUGGGGACUUGAACUUGGAUCUGUUAAGUCCUGAUCUAUCACUCUAACCAUUACACCACAAGCUGGCAUGUAUGGAAGAAGUGUAAUAGACUUGAAUUGUCCAACCCUCAUGUGCCUGAACAGAACUACAGUGAUGAUAAACUUUAUAAAUGUGUAUGUAUAUAUCCCUUCAAGGUUCCUGUCAAUUUAUAGAGACCCUACGAAUUUCAUAGCAGUUUCUUAGGCAAGAAAUACUCAGAGGUUAUGUUGCUAGUUCCUUCCUCUGAAAUAUAGCCCACAGCACCUGGCAUUCAUUGGCAGACUCCCAUCCAAGUACUAACCAGGGCUGACCCUGUUUAGCUUCCAAGAUCAGAUGGAAUCUGGUGCCUUUAGGUACUGUAUUUAGACCUGCUUUAGAAAUAGAGUACCAUAAAUGCAACCACAUUAAAAACUACCAAGAGUAAGGUUACUUUUUGGAUUUGUAGUUCUGAGAUUCUGGGACAUAUGGUCCACAAGAGUAAUUUUUCCAGGCUCUGAAGCUGCCUAAGAAGUGGAUGCUCUAAACAACUGUAACUGAUCUGUCUUACUAAGUAAGUGCUGCUGUAAAUAUUUAAUAUAGUAAACAACAUGCCAGCAAAGCUGAAUAAUAGGUAGAAAUUCAACAGGCAAUUUUCUUUUUUUGUUUUGCUAACAUAGGCAUAAAACAAAGACCAUGUACCUAUUCAUUAUGCAUAAGGUCUGUCACAAAAAUGAUACUAGCAGUCUUCCAUGAACCAUUGGGAGUGAUUUUAUAACUUUAUGUAUGACAUUUUAGCCACAGCAGUAUAUGCUACAAGGCUCAUUAGCCUUGUAACGUUGUACACAUGGAUACAUACUGUAAUCAAGGGUAGCCAACUGCCAGGAGGCCACACUGGACCUCUCUAGAUCUGUGCCCUGUAUGCACCACUUAAUUUGUCCCCAUAUGCCUUAUUGACAUGUUAAAAAAUGACCACUUUUGCUACCACCAUUGCUAAUUUAGCUUCAGUGAAAACCUUGGCAGGGGCCACAAAAAGAGCUGGAUGGACCAUUAACUCCACUCACCCACUUCUGAGUGUUUAACAUGGGGGUAUAAUCUGUAAUUGAUUUACUCUCCAGUGUUAUCACUGAGACUGCAAUGUUAUGUGCACUUUGUGGGAUGAAAUCCUAAGGAACCCAUGGAAUUUAUUUCCAACUAACUGUAGAUAAGCAGGGUAUAAGAAUGCUCCAGUGUAAAUGCUUGCAGUCUUCUUGUGCUUAUGCAUGUAGUAAUUAAAAUAUUUGGGAAUGAUAACUACAGUGGUUAUCCAAGGACAAGAAGUGAAAAGUGAGUUAGUUAAAAGCUAUAGUGCAACUGCUCCAUUUUAUGGCACACUGCCUAGUAAUGUUUCCAGAUAGGACCUUUCAUAUUUUCCUUUUUACAAGAAGCUUUCUGAUCUUCCUCAUGCAUGGAACCUGCCCUACCACAUCUUGGAAACUCAGAAGACAUCAACUGAAUUGUUCCCACCUCAUUUGUCUGCCUCUCUGAUGCCAUCAUGCAUCUCAGUGACACAAUGUCUACCAUAAUGUUCUCCAGAUGAUGAUCCUGCUCCAUUUUGGGGAUGGGAAUGCUUUCUGCCUCCACCAAGAGCCAUCCAUUACAAGGAAACCCAGCAAGCAAAUGAAUCUCAGGUCUUGACACUAGAUGUAUUAUGCCAUAAUUGCUCAUUGAAAAACUCUGUCACCUUGGGAGCUAGCUUGGAGCUCAACUUUUCAAAAUGUUUUACAAGGAGAUUAUCUACCAACACAGGCAAAGGACUUUUGCCAGCAAAAGCAAGAUGAUGAGGUCCCUUGUUGUCUUGAAACAGUUGGACCACAGGGUCUUUUUCAUUCUGAUUUUUUUUUUGAGAUACUCUUGGCUUGCUCCCUGAGUAUGUUUUGCAGAGGAAAAACUCUCAUGAGUGUGGCACCUAUUUCCUCACCCACCCCCUGAAGUGUCUACCAGUUGCUAUAUCAGAAGAUGACUAAAUUGGCUUGUGAUUUUUCACAUGCUAGGCACUUUGUUGCUUCCUCUCUGUGGACAGUUCCACUCUCCACUAGAGAUGGGACUGUCUUAUGUUGGCCCUUCCAGAACAAAACCAAACAGUCUCACCAUCUUUGCCACUUAGAGGUGAUGGUGGGGAUUUCUUUCAUUAUUGUAUGAUUAAUAUUAAGAGACUGCCUCUGAAUUCCAUCUUCUGAAACUGGAGUCCCGGGCCUUAUCGUGAACUGAACAAAAUGUGGGAAUAAUACAAAAGCAUUUUGUGAUACUGGAUCUGUUUUACAAUGUCUGAUGAGACUUUGGUAACCUUGGUAAAUCCAGUGGCUAUAGACUGCCAAAUUUUGGGUUUUCAACUGUGCAUAAAAUGGAUUGUUUACAGAACACUGCCUGUGCUUCUCUUCAAAGUGGGUGUUCUCUUUUCUCUCUCACCUUAUAUAAGAGCUUUCUGGCUGCAAUCCGGUAUACUGUUGUCAGAAGAAAGUUCUCUCAUCUUGAUUUUAUCUGUAAUAAAGUACAAGAGACUUCUUAUUUA
This is a messenger RNA of Sceloporus undulatus (fence lizard), 8384 nucleotides long. RefSeq names its product potassium voltage-gated channel subfamily A member 7 (gene KCNA7). Bases 477 to 1919 code for a protein of 480 amino acids. Gene Ontology annotation, biological process: potassium ion transmembrane transport; protein homooligomerization. The transcript is spliced from 2 exons. Gene Ontology annotation, cellular component: voltage-gated potassium channel complex; membrane. Gene Ontology annotation, molecular function: delayed rectifier potassium channel activity; protein binding. The record is from RefSeq and is a predicted model, not a curated record. Lineage: Eukaryota; Metazoa; Chordata; Lepidosauria; Squamata; Phrynosomatidae.